AGUGCUGCUUACGCCUGCUUGCAGAACUCGAGGCAUCUGCAUUUGCAUCGCGUCUUCUUUCUCUCACCUUCACCUUUGUGUCGGAGGUCGCUUUAAUUUUUUUUUAACCUCAAACCUCAACAACAAUAACGACGCCACAUCCGAAUCAAUCCAUCGCCAUCCUGUCAUAAUGGCGACCGCGGUGCCCCGCCUGGAGCCCAACUUUUCCGCUCCCGUACAAUCCCUCCCCAACCAGAGCCAGACCGUAAAUCCGAGUCAGAACCAGAAUGAAAGCGAUGGAGGAUACAAGCAGAACUUGAAUCAGCGACUUCUAUGUCCCGAUUGCAAUGAAGAUCCUCCUAAUCUUGUCGAAGAGUUCUCCUCUGGAGACAUGGUUUGCGGCUCCUGCGGUUUAGUCCUUGGUGAUCGCAUCAUUGACACACGAUCCGAGUGGCGAACCUUUGCCAACGACGAUCAAGGCAACGAUGACCCUUCUCGUGUCGGUGACGCUGCGAACCCUCUCUUGAACGGCUCGCAGCUCGAGACCAACAUCGGCUUCGGCGAAGGAAUGCGCGCGCGAGAGCUGCAUCGCGCCCAGAGCCGAAUCACCAACGACAAAGCCACAAAGACGCUCUUAACCGCCUACCGCGAUAUCACGCAGUUUUGCGAUGCCAUUCACAUUCCAAAAACCAUCCAGGAUUCUGCGAAACAUAUAUUUAAGAUGACCGAAGACAAGAAGUUAUUCAAGGGGAAACCCCAGGAGGCAGUCGUGGCCGGCUGCAUCUUCAUAGCAUGUCGACAGGCCAAGGCGCCUCGGACAUUCCGUGAGAUUUACUCUCUUACUAGAGUUUCGAAGAAGGAGAUCGGCAGGACGUUCAAGGUACUCGAGAAGAUGUUGCAGAAUAGUCGUGAUGAAAACGUCACCGGCUCGUUCCUUAUGGUCGAGAACUACGAGGCUACCGGUACGACCGGCGCGGCCGAGCUCUGUGCUCGAUAUUGCAACAAUCUCCAGUUCAAGAAUCCCCAUCUUAUGGAAAAGAUAUCCAAGGUUUUGGCCGAGAAGAGUUCUUCCCUCAAAGAUCUGGCUGGACGAUCUCCUCUGUCGAUCGCUGCCGCAUCUAUCUAUAUGGCAUCUCAUCUUAUGGGCGAUGCGAAAACAUCUAGAGAUAUUGCCGCCGUGGCUGGUGUCAGCGAUGGGACCAUUAGGACGGCCUAUCGCCAUAUGUAUCCGUCUCGCAAGGAAUUGAUCGAGCAGGAUUGGCUCCACCCGAAAGGUGCUGGACGUAUAGAAAACCUUCCUUCGAAUUAGGGACGUGGAAGGCCUCUUGAACCUCGUGAGCAAAUUAAAUUUGCUAUUGCCGACUGGAUGGUUGUGGAAAACUAGAGGGAUUGAGUUCGCUCGAAGGACGUGAGAACCUUUUGCCACUUGGCAGGUCUGGUUUAUGGGAUUCGCAGA
Daldinia decipiens is the source of this 1435-nucleotide messenger RNA. Its product is annotated as cyclin-like protein. Gene Ontology annotation, biological process: transcription preinitiation complex assembly; transcription initiation at RNA polymerase II promoter. NCBI's taxonomy places the organism in Eukaryota, Fungi, Ascomycota, Sordariomycetes, Xylariales, Hypoxylaceae. The coding region runs from base 170 to 1288 and encodes 372 amino acids. The transcript is spliced from 2 exons. Gene Ontology annotation, cellular component: nucleus; transcription preinitiation complex. Gene Ontology annotation, molecular function: RNA polymerase II general transcription initiation factor activity; TBP-class protein binding. The record is from RefSeq and is a predicted model, not a curated record.